GAGAAGAUGAAGGACCUGGUCCACUUCAGUCCUGUCAUUCUGGACCCAAACACUGCAAACUACAUUCUCUAUCUGUCUGUUGAUCUGACCAGUGUGAGAUAUGGAAUCAUAAAGCAGCAGCUUCCUGAUAAUCCAGAGAGAUUCACUAUGUAUGCAGAUGUUCUGGGCUCUGAGGGCUUCAGCUCAGGGAAACACAGCUGGGAGGUGGAGGUGGGAGACCAUCCUCUAUGGUUUGUAGGUUUGGUUAAAGAGUCAGUUGACAGAAAGGGAGAGACAGGUGCUUCAACAGGUGAUGGAUUCUGGUGUUUAGCUCUUCACAAUGAGAUAUACACUAAUGGAGUUGGUCGGCCUCUCCGAGUGAAGAAGAGUCUCCAGAGGAUCAGAGUCCAGCUGGACUAUGACAGGGGGGACGUGUCCUUUUACGACCCUGAAGACACGACUCACAUCUACACUUAUAGAGACACUUUCACUGAGAAACUCUUCCCAUAUUUCAAUAUUGGAGAGUCUGGUGAUGCUGAAACUGCUGAUAUCACAAUCUGUCUGAAAAACUGAUAUUUCUCUGUAAUGUUCAGUGAAGGUGGUGAGGUCAAAUUCAUUGAUUC
Molecule: messenger RNA, 602 nt
Organism: Gasterosteus aculeatus aculeatus (three-spined stickleback)
Lineage: Eukaryota; Metazoa; Chordata; Actinopteri; Perciformes; Gasterosteidae
Source: RefSeq, a predicted model, not a curated record